This is a messenger RNA of Malurus melanocephalus (red-backed fairy wren), 910 nucleotides long. It is a transcript of the gene SLC30A3, whose product is annotated as solute carrier family 30 member 3. The annotation marks the transcript as partial. Gene Ontology annotation, cellular component: plasma membrane. Gene Ontology annotation, biological process: response to zinc ion; zinc ion transmembrane transport. The transcript is spliced from 6 exons. The record is from RefSeq and is a predicted model, not a curated record. Gene Ontology annotation, molecular function: zinc ion transmembrane transporter activity. NCBI's taxonomy places the organism in Eukaryota, Metazoa, Chordata, Aves, Passeriformes, Maluridae.
CUGCGCUGUGCCCACAGGCGGGUACCUGGCACACAGCCUGGCCGUCAUGACGGACGCAGCGCAUCUGCUGACAGAUGUGGGCAGCAUGUCCGUCAGCCUCUUCUCUCUCUGGGUCUCCAACCGCCCGCCCACCAAGACCAUGACCUUUGGCUGGCACCGCUCAGAGACACUGGGUGCACUGGCCUCUGUCCUCUCCAUCUGGGUGGUGACCGCAGCCCUCGUCUACCUGGCAGCUGCCCGCAUAAUCAGCAACGACUACGAAAUYGAGGCACGAGCCAUGCUGGCCACAUCUGCCUGCGCCGUUGGUGUCAACCUCGUCAUGGCCUACAUCCUGCACCAGUCCCCGGCUGGCCACGGCCAYGGCACAGGGAGCUAUGAGCGGCUGSAGAGCUCUGGGGGCYGCCAGCCCGGSCACGGAGCCCUGCCCGGCAGCACCAGCGUGCAGGCAGCCUUCGUCCAUGUGGUGGGGGAUCUGCUGCAGAGCGUCAGCGUCCUCCUGGCUGCCACCAUCAUCUACUUCAAGCCCCAGUGCAAGAUCGCAGACCCCAUCAGCACCCUCUUCUUCUCCGUCUUUGUCCUUGGCUCCACCAUCACAAUCCUCAGAGAUGUCUUCAGGAUCCUCAUGGAAGGGACACCACGGGACCUGGAUUUCGACGCGGUGAAGGCGGUUCUGCUGGGGAGCAGCGGSGUGCGGGGUGUCCACGAUCUGCACCUCUGGGCGCUGACGCUGAGCCACUCGGCCGUGUCGGUGCACGUGGCUGUGGAUGCCAGUGCUGACCCUGAGACGGUGCUGCAGGAGGUCACUGCCCGGCUCCAGAGCAGCUUUGGCUUUGCCCUGUGCACAGUGCAGGUGGAGCGGCACCAGGAGGUGACAGCAGAGUGUCCCCACUGCCAGGAUCCCCGCACCUGA